Messenger RNA from Alnus glutinosa, 4380 nucleotides. RefSeq lists its product as uncharacterized. Gene Ontology annotation, molecular function: DNA binding. The transcript is spliced from 11 exons. Lineage: Eukaryota; Viridiplantae; Streptophyta; Magnoliopsida; Fagales; Betulaceae. Gene Ontology annotation, cellular component: transcription factor TFIIIC complex. The record is from RefSeq and is a predicted model, not a curated record. Bases 1 to 4113 code for a protein of 1370 amino acids. Gene Ontology annotation, biological process: 5S class rRNA transcription by RNA polymerase III; transcription initiation at RNA polymerase III promoter.
AUGGACUCCAUCACAUCCUCUGCUCUCGAGGAAAUCUGUUUCCACGGCAAAACCGGUCUCUCUCUCGCGUCCCUCUGGAGCAAACUCAACCCUUGUCUGUCCUCUUCAAGCCUCGACCUUUCCUUGGGCGUCAAGAAAGCCGUAUGGGCCGCCCUCCUCCGCGUCCCGUCGCUUCGGUUUUGGGCCGGAAACGUCUCUUACACCGCCAGUGACCCUCUGAUUCAGUCCUUGGAGGACGCCGAGAAGUUGGAGUUGAAGAUCGCCGCCGAAGACUGUCUAAGAGACAACUUUCUGGGGCUCUACAAUGUUCACGCCGCCAAUGCCGACAUUCCUCUGAACCAAAGGCGCGCUCUCGAGCGCAUUGCCAUCUCUAGAAUGAAGGGGAUAACACAAUGGCAGCUUAGUAAAGAAUUGGGCAUGGAAGCGAACCACUUUGCUUAUGUGGUGAAGAGCCUUGAAAAUAGAGGGUUGAUUGUGAAGGAAUCAGCAGUUGUGAGAACAAAAGAUGCUUGCAAUGCAGGGGAGAUGAACAAUAGUUCAAUAGUGUGCACUAACUUAAUACACUUGAAUCGCUAUGCAAAGCAAUUGGGUUCUCAACAAAGAAUUGAGACUACAAAAGAAGAAGAAACUUCGAAGAUUUUUAAGAAUACAGAGGAAAAUAUUGCAAGUGGAGAUGGGUUUGACGAAGGAUAUGUUAAAGAGGACGUGCUUGUAGAGGAUGAUCUACCAGCAUUGAAAGCUGUUUGUGAUAAACUUGAAGAAGCAUAUAAUAAGGUUCUUGUUGUCUCAGAAAUUAAACAAGAUCUUGGUUAUGAAAGAACUUCUCUGGGGCAUAAAGCUUGGAAAAAGAUUUAUCGCAAGUUAAAAGAUGCUCAUAUUGUGGAGAAGUGUAAGGCUAAAGUGAAUGGUAAGGUUGAGCAGUGCCUACGUUUGCUGAAGAAAUUUCCACCAAAGAAUUUUAAAGAACAAACUGUGAAGUUUGGAAGAAAAUGUCAAAUUACCGAACAGCUUGUAGAGAUUCCCAUUGAUCAUCAAAUGUAUGAUAUGGUUGAUAUUAAAGGAUCUGAAGGGUUGCUUUUUAAGGAGGCGUGCAAGAGGCUCAGAAUCAGUAACAAAGAGAAUCAGUCUCUGCUUAGUAUGAUGGCAUAUAGGUUUGGGAUGCAUUUGCAAGCAGAGAUUUAUAGUAAAACAAAGGCAUAUCGAGUUUGGACGGCUAUAAAUUUCAACAGUAAAUCAUCUAAUGCAUUUCCAAGAAAAUCAAAAACAAUCAUUUCUGAAAGUAAAAUAUCUAAUCUUGAUAUUCCUAAUAGUCUUUCGACUUCGGAAAGUGAUAUUGCUACCCCAACAAAAAUGAAUGGCAGGGAAAUUACUGCAAAACUUUCUUGUGGAUCCAACCCACAACAGAUACUCCAUGAACCAAGAGACACAGUUCCUGAUGCUGUACAUGAUUCAGUUGGGAUGGAAAUGGAAACAAAUGAUCCAUCAGAGACAGCACCUACUGAUUCCUUGAAGCCAUUUAAAUCCAGAUCAUAUCAGAGAUAUCCAUGUUUAUCUUUGACUGUUGAUGGUGCCCAGAGGGAGCAGAGGAUACUUGAACAGUUACAGAAUGAGAAGUUCAUUUUGAAAGCUGAGUUGCAUAGAUGGCUCAUAAGUCUUGAAAAGGACAAGUGCACAACAAUCGACAGGAAGACCCUUCGUCGAAUGUUAGACAAGCUUCAGCGGCAAGGGCACUGCAAAUGCAUAGCCAUAAACGUCCCUCUGGUCACAAACUCUGACAGUAAUCGUAUUGCUCAUGUGGUUUUGCACCCGGCUGUUACCUUGUCUCCCGAAUUACAUGAAGAAAUUUAUGAUAAGCUUAGAUUUUUUGAGAGGAAAAACCGUAGCCAGGCCUAUUCUAAGUGGAAGAGCAAAUCAUUUCCUGAACUGGAUGAUAUCCAAAGAAACCAACAAUUUAUUAGAUUUCAGAAGGGUUUAAAAGCUAAUAGGGACGAAUGUGCUUCAAAUUUUCAGAAAAAGAAGAAAUCUUUAGAAGCAGGGUUAGUGGAAUGUACAAGAGUUGAUGAUGAAAUUGGACAGCUAGGCUCACAGAGGCUACCUGACGAUCAACAUCUUUCUGUAGCUUCUAGAGGAGAGCAUGGCGUUCAUUUGCAAUCACAUAAGGAGGAUGAUUAUCUAGAAAAUAUGGAAGGGCCUGGUCCAAAUGAAGAAGAUGAGAAAUAUAAUUCAUUUACUAACCAUUGUACUUUUUCAGAGAAGCUACAAUUUCGAAGAAGAUUUCAUUGGACAGAAGAAGCAGACAGGAAAUUAAUAAUCCAAUAUGUGAAACAGCGUGUAGUGCUUGGGCCAAAUUUUCAACAUGCAUGUUGGGCUUCACUUUCUGACCUUCCAAAACCUCCAAGUAGUUGCCUCAAAAGAAUGACAUCACUGAACAAAAAUGAAGCAUUUCAAAGAGCUCUAAUGAGACUUUGUAACAUUGUCGGUGGAUGGUAUGUGAAGCACCUGGAAAAAGUCAAAAACAAGUCAUUAGACGAUAAUGGUCAUCAACCACUUACGCAAAGUUCAUCGAGGGAAAGUCUUGAGGGAAAUUGCUACAAUGGCUUUGCCCAUACUCAAAAAACGGGUUUUGAGGAAGAACGACAGGAUGAUUUCACUGAGGAACAUAUUAAGAGAGCCUUUGAUGAGGUUCUUCGGUGCAAGCACAUCGCUACUUUUGAGGCCCGAAAAAUAGCAACAUCUGUCUUCAAAGGGGCAGAUAGGAAUAUGGAUUCUGAAAGAUUUUCUGGUGGCAAGGCUAGUCAGCAUUCUAAAAAUCAAAUUCCAGAGGGUACUGGAGACAGGGCAACUAAAUUCUCUAAUUGGCUCCAUGAAAGAGGGAAAUAUCUUAUGGGAGGUAUUGGUCUUACUGCAGAUUUACAGUGUGGAGACAUUUUCCAUUUAUUUGCUCUAGUUUCUUCAGGUGAACUCUCCAUUUAUCCCUUCUUGCCAGAAAAUGGCAUUGGUGAAGCCGAUGAUUUGAGAAGCAAAAAACAGAGAAUUGAUAACAAUGAAUUUCUUGAUGGCAAUAAGGUUAACAAAACUCAAUUCUUAGACGAAGUUAAAGAAGGUGAAUUGUCCAUUUCUCCAUGCUUACUGAAUGAAUGUUGUGUAACUGUUGAUAACAAACCCAUUGAUGGUGACAAGGCUGAAAAGUUGAAAUUGACAGAUGAAGAAGGAGGUGAACUGUCAUGUCCAUGCUCGCCUGAUGAAGUUGAUGUAGAGGGCAAAUACCUGAGAAAAAUGAAGCGUAAAAUUGAUAACAAUGAAUUUUUUCAUGUUAUUGUGGGUAAGAAACUGAAGUCCAUGAAAGGAGGUUACUAUGAAUUUCGCCGAGAAAAAGGUUUUCCGAGUAUCAUGCUAUAUGUGCAUAGUGCACCAAUUUUGAGAACCAAUGUCGUUGAAGUAGGAUCGUUCGAGAAUGGGGAUAGCUGUAAUGAUGAACUUCUUGCUGAUAGGAGUGAUAAAUUGAAUACCACUCGAGGUCAGAAACUUGGCAGUAAUUCCAAGUAUUGUUUGACUUCAAUGGCUGUUCUUCAUCAGGAUCCUGAGCCACCUUUAUUGACAAAGUCCCCAGGAAGGAAUGAUGAUACCAAUUUGAUCCUCCAACCAAAACAUCAUGGUAAUUUUGAUUCAGAUUCACAAAGGGGAUUAACCAUGGAUGUUAUCACUGUGCAUGAUAAAGUUGUUUUACCGGGAGGAGAUAAUGCAGGUGAAAUUGAUUUCUUUUCUAGUGAAUUAAGUAUGCCAGUAUUGCCAUGGAAAAAUGGAGAUGAGACCAUGAAUGGUAUCAUCUACAAGGGAUUUAUAUCCUUUGUUCUUCGUACUGUGAUGCAAAAUCCUGGGAUAUUAGAGGAUGAUAUCAUACAUCAUAUGGAUGGAUUGAACCCCCAGAGCUGUAGAAAGGUAUUAGAGUUAAUGACUCUGGAUAAACACCUUAUUGUGAAGAAAAUGUUUCAAACUUCAUCCACUGGGCCCCCUGCCAUUCUGGGAACACUCAUCGGGAGUCGUUUUAGAAAAUCAAAGUUGAUUUGCCGUAAGCAUUUCUUUGCCAAUCCCCUAAGCACAACCUUACUCUAGGGAGACGAGUUCUUAGAUUAUCUAUGAGAAUGCAAGAUCCGAUGCCAGUUGACUUGUCUAGGCACUCUGCAGCCGUUUUAAGUUUGUUUAUGGAAUACUAGUUAUCAGCAAGCCUCAGUUUCCUCUUCCAGAAGCAAUCAUGUGGUUUUUGAUUUUACACUUUAGGAUUGUUGUAAAUAAAAUAUUCUUCCUGUCUAGAAUGUAUAUGUACCAAAUGAUAUGGAACUGAAUGUGUAUUUCUCUAGGUUAUGAAUUUUUCUAAUAUUU